Molecule: messenger RNA, 1329 nt
Organism: Cololabis saira (Pacific saury)
Lineage: Eukaryota; Metazoa; Chordata; Actinopteri; Beloniformes; Belonidae
Exons: 10
Coding region: 43-1329 (428 amino acids)
Source: RefSeq, a predicted model, not a curated record
UGGAGUGUUUUUUUUCUGAAGUGUUUACAGGCUGGUGACAAGAUGCCACAGAAGGGAAAACGCUCCCGCGCCCAAAAGCUGCGCUGGAGCAAGCCGGACCAGGCGACCCAGCCGGAGACGUCACCGCCAGCCCAGCCGUUCGGGACCCAGAGGGAUGGAGCCAGCCCCUCCCAGUCUCCUGCCCAGAAGAUGAAGAAGCUGUGGACCCCUCUGCCGAUCUCACCAUCCCACUCACCUUACCAGGCUGGAAGGGUGUCCCCCUCUGACUUCCGCCCAGGCCACGGUACGGGUCACCGCCAUCGGGUGCUGAAGUGGGAUAGGUCCACCUUCACUCCCCAUUUCCGGAAGUUGGUUGUCCCAGAGGAGUCACCUGACAAGAAGUUCGUCUUGCUUGUUGGUGACUCCCACCUUCGGCCCAUCGCGGACGGGUUGGUGGGACUGCCGGACCGACGUCUGUCCUGUGGCGUCCUGUCUGUCCCUGGGGCGUCGGCACUUGAGUUGCGUACUGAGGUGCUGAAUGCUGUACUGCCUCGCUCACCCGCGGCAGUCUGCAUUUUGGCACCCAGUAACGACUUGAGCGCCAGCGGGACCGUCACUCAGGCAGGGGUCGCGUUUGGUAAGCUCCUGCUGACUGCCUGUUCUACCUGGCCCAACGUGUGUGUUUUGGACUUCCCUCGCCGUCUCACCGUAGAGCUGGACCUCCAGGAGCUUCUAAGCCAGGAAUAUCACCGUGUGGCUGCACGUAUGGGUGUCAGGUACGUCUCUGCCACCCACUACUUUCCGCUGACACAACUGGACCUGUGGUGUCCUGACGGUGUCCAUCUCAGCAAGGAGGGCGGGAUGGAGAGGCUUGCGGAGUUGCUGUGGUGGACCCUCCACCACCAGCUGGAGCCCACAGUCCCGAGGGUCCAGACGCCUCCCAGGACGUCGCCUCCUGCCAGACGUGUCGUCCCGAGGACCCAGACAUCUCCCAGGACGUCGCCUCCUGCCAGACGUGUCGUCCCGAGGACCCAGACUUCUCCCAGGACGUCGCCUCCUGCCAGACGUGUCGUCCCGAGGACCCAGACUUCUCCCAGGACGUCGCCUCCUGCCAGACGUGUCUCACCAAAAGUGGUUGUGAAGGGCGUGGUCACCGCGCCACGUCCAUCCAGCCCUUUGGAGCAGACACGUGUUCUGUCUUCACAGGUGGACGUGGGGGUGGAUCCGAUCCCGCUAAAUCCUGUGUGGUUUAGUCCGGCGAUCCUGGAUGAGAUGGAGAAGGCCGUUCCGGCCCACCUUCCCAGCGCUGUGGAGUGCGCAGCUCGUCCGGACGGCAGGGAGAGGAGCUAA